This is a messenger RNA of Verticillium alfalfae VaMs.102, 718 nucleotides long. RefSeq lists its product as hypothetical. Gene Ontology annotation, biological process: regulation of signal transduction. Gene Ontology annotation, molecular function: protein phosphatase inhibitor activity. The transcript has 2 exons. The annotation marks the transcript as partial. Lineage: Eukaryota; Fungi; Ascomycota; Sordariomycetes; Glomerellales; Plectosphaerellaceae. The record is from RefSeq and is a predicted model, not a curated record.
AGUCUCACCACUCUUUCUCCUGACUCCGAUUUCUUUCUCCCUACCUCACCCCAAGACUGUGAUCAUUCAACCCACCCACGCGCCUGCUCACGCUCGUCCAGCCCACGCGACAAGAAUAGCCCCACGACUUGGUCAGACCACAACCACCCCGCUGUGCUUGCUUCAUUUUUGGUACCCCGCCGUCAACUUUCGUACGCACCACACCCACCCAAACGCCUUCUCUGUAGUUUUCUCGCCAACGACCCAACACCCAGAGUCGCUUUUCUUCAUAUCCAUCCAUCACCCGCCCGCCCGCCCGCAACACACAUCACCCAACAUGGCCGCGAUUGUCGAUCACAGCCCACAGUCUCACUCCCCGCCUGGCCCCAACAGUGUGCGGCCCAGAGGCAUUUUGAAGAAUAGCUUCCAGAAUUCUCCUCCCACCUCUCCGACUCCCGAGCAAACCGAUAAAGAGGUUACCAUCGCGAAUACGCAGUUCAACGCCGGCCACCGCCGCUCCUCCUCGGCCGCACGCCUCGGCGGCGGCUCCAGGCGAUCUUCAAGCCACGCUGUUUCCGUCUCCGGCGGUGACGAGCAGGAGGAUCCCUCACAGGACUCCCAGCGCCUCAAGUGGGACGAGGCCAAUCUCUACCUCACCGAGCAGGAGCGCUCGUCGACCAUGAAGAUUACGGAACCAAAGACACCCUAUGCCAAGCACUACGACCCCUCCCGAGGACCC